Molecule: messenger RNA, 1522 nt
Organism: Anopheles aquasalis
Lineage: Eukaryota; Metazoa; Arthropoda; Insecta; Diptera; Culicidae
Product: arrestin domain-containing protein 17-like
Biological process (GO): protein transport
Cellular component (GO): cytoplasm
Source: RefSeq, a predicted model, not a curated record
UGUUAGCCGCAUCCACGGACAGGUACGAGGCACAUAGUAAGAUCCAGUUGGAUCCAAAAGGUUGCACAUGGCACCAGCAGUGGCAACGGUCUGCAAGAUCACGCUCGACGGUAACUCCCAGGAUGUGUUUUUCGCCGGCCAGAAGCUCUCCGGUACGGUCGAUCUUACGCCAUCGAAGCCGAAGAAGGUGAAAGGAGUUCAGCUAAAGAUCACGGGCGUCGGGUGCGUACGAUGGACGGAAACCUACGGUACCGGUACGACGAUCCCAUUCAGUGGACGCGAAGACUACCUCACCCAUACCGUGGACUUUCUGCGCUCGGAAACGGAUGAACCAAUCGAUCUGCCUGCCCAGCGGCAUCUGUACCGGUUCUCGCUCCUGCUGCCCGACACGCUGCCAACAUCGUUCGAGGGUGAUUACGGCUACAUCCGCUACACGGUUCGGCUCGUACUGCAGCGACCGUGGAAGUUCGAUCUCACCUACAAGAUCGCAUUCACCGUCGUCAAUCAGCUGAAUCUGAACACGCUCGAUCCACCGCUGAACGUGGCAGUGGUGCAGGAACAGAUCAAACACUUCAACUGUGGCCCCUGCCGGUCGGAUCCACUCACCAUCAACGUGCUACUGCCGAUGACCGGAUACGUGCCGGGCCAGUUCAUCCUUACCACCGUCGACAUCUCGAACCGGAGCAACAAGUGCAUUGCGGAGGUGAAACUCAAACUUCGCCGUCAGGUCCUGUAUCGCAGCAAGUGCCCUCACGAGCAGACCAAGGUGGUGCGCUGUACGCUCGCCAAGUUUCAGUGCAGUGGCGUCGACAGCAAAUCGUCGGCAGGGUACGAGCGGCGGUUUCUGGUGCCACCGGAACCACCGACCCGGAGUGAUACGAUCAUACGGCUCGAGUAUUACGUCGAGGUGGUGGCGAAGGUGCUCGGCAUGGCCAGUAGCCCCCGGGUCCGGAUACCCAUCACCAUCGGUACCAUUCCGCUGAUGAAGCUCAACCGAACGCAACAGCGAGCGUCCAUCGUGGAGUCACACUUCGUACCCUCCUCCUCUGCCUCCUCAGCCGGGACUGCAGGACCCAAGAAGCACACCAGCAUACAAUCUCUCAUGAUUCCACAUACGUUUGAGCAGUCGUCCAAUCGUACGGAGGUACAGAUCGAGGACGAUGACGAUCCACCAUCGUUCGGAACCCUGGUGUUUGCGCCCCGCUAUCCCGUGUUUCGGUUCGAGGAUGACGAUAGCGAGGUGAUAUCCGGAGUUACUCUGGAUCGCAAAUCCACAAAGAAGCAAACGGAUGAUACGGCAGCAACAAGCAAGAGCUCCAGCAGCAGGAGCUAGCCAGUGUGCGCGCAGUGCGGUAUUUGGCCCUGGAACCUUCACUAGAUUUCAUUUCUUAGCCAGCUUGUGUUUUUGGGAUGGCUGGUGUUUCGUACACUAUUUACUCUGUAACUGUAACUUAUUUGAGCGACCGUAAUGAAGGUUUUUUUGAAAUAAAUCCAUGCCAGGUUGUGUGCGGUUCAUCGAGGA